CAAAUAAUCUACACUGAUACAUAAUUUAUUAUAAUAAGUAUUUAAACAUAACGUGAUUAAUUAUUCCGCUGCCGGUAUUCAAAUUAAAUUUAAUAUAAGACGUGUGUAUGAUAUAAAUAAUCCGUACGUGAUACGAUAGAAUAAUAGUUACUAACUUUUAAGGGACAGAUUAUCAAAAAAUUCCAAUUAACCAAUCAUAAGUAAUACACUAAAUUCAAGGUAGAUACUAGCUUAAGUACUUCUUCUUAGAACUUAUUUAGGCGUUGAAAACUUAUAGUAGCACAAAAUAUUGUAUGUGUUAACUAGAUCACUUUAUAAUUAAUUUAUGAAAUAGCUAUAACAUUCAAAUACUGAUUUCUUUUUAUUAAGAAAUACUUAUUCAAGUCAUAAUGAAUAGUUUACAACAGGGAUGGUUUACCGAAUCUGAUACUUGGUGUGGUGCAGGACUUUCUUUGCAAGUGGAAAAAAUAAUUCAUCAAGAAAAAUCUCCUUAUCAAGACAUUAUGAUAUUGCAAACAAAAUCAUUUGGUAAAGCUUUAAUUUUGGACAAUAUAAUCCAAUGCACAGAGUUUGAUGAAUAUUCAUAUCAAGAGAUGAUAUCUUUUUUACCAUUAUGCAGUCAUCCAAAUCCAAAAAAAAUUUUGGUGGUUGGCGGAGGUGAUGGAGGUGUAGCUAGAGAAGCUGCUAAACAUCCAAGUGUAACUAGUAUUGAUGUUGUAGAAAUUGAUGAACGAGUGGUGAAAUUAACAGAAAAAUAUAUGCCAUUUAUGGCAUGUGGGUUUGAAAAUAAAAAAGUCACACUUCAUAUUGAAGAUGGUUUUGAAUUUAUGAAGAAAAAUUUGCAAAAAUUUGAUGUUAUUAUAACAGAUUCAUCUGAUCCAGUUGGUCCUAAUGCGUCAUUAUUUCAAAAAAGUUACAUUGAAUCAAUGAAACAAUCACUUAAACCUGGAGGAAUUAUAUGCUCACAAGUAGGUUCCAUAUGGAUUAAAGAAGAUCAAAGUACUAUGAUGAGACUAUCCAAAGAUUGUUCAGGUGUAUUUACAAAAAUUGCAUUAGCUACCAUAUCAAUCCCAUCAUAUCCUACUGGCAAUAUUAGUUUUUUGUUGGCUACUAAUAAUGAGGAAGUAAAUUUUAGAACACCUAUUCACAAGUUCACCACAGAUGAAAUGGAUCAACAUAAAUUGAAACAUUACACUCCAGAGUUACAUUCAGCUUCAUUUUGUAUUCCUAGAUUUACUCAAAUUUCUAUGCCUUACCUAACAUGCUAGCUUUUUUUAAUUAUAAGUUUUUUAUUAAUAAAGUAACUAGUUGACUGUUAAAUUUAAAA
Daktulosphaira vitifoliae (grape phylloxera) is the source of this 1327-nucleotide messenger RNA. RefSeq names its product spermidine synthase-like. The transcript is spliced from 5 exons. NCBI's taxonomy places the organism in Eukaryota, Metazoa, Arthropoda, Insecta, Hemiptera, Phylloxeridae. Bases 390 to 1268 code for a protein of 292 amino acids. Gene Ontology annotation, molecular function: spermidine synthase activity. The record is from RefSeq and is a predicted model, not a curated record. Gene Ontology annotation, biological process: spermidine biosynthetic process. Gene Ontology annotation, cellular component: cytosol.